AUGGGCACAUGCAUAGCUCCAGAAGCGCCUAAAGGCCCACCGGCUCAAGUUAUAUCAUCACCACCGGCAGAUUAUACUGGUAGAAAUGCUAGUAAUCCUUAUCAAUCACCUGCAGUGGAUACAACUAUCCCUACAGGAGCACAGCAACAGCAGCAACUACAACAGCAACAACAAUAUCAACAACCAUUUCUACCACCUCCAAUGGAACAAAAUGUCGGACAAGCUAAUCUUAACCAUCAAGAAAUGACUGAUACAAAUACAGCAUCGAAUAAUCAAAAAUUGCCAACAGCACCUUCAGCUCCUCUAGAAAUGCCACAAAAGCCAACACCAUCAGUGAAAGACCGCGUUAAAACGCCACCAGUACCUAAAAAUCAACAAGAACGAUUCGUCGACGAACAAGAUGAUACAAAUGAGCCUAGUAGAAAAGCAACACCUCCACCACAAUUCGAUAGUAAAGCCUCCCAUCAAGGCAAUGAUAGUGAUGAAGAUUAUGAAGAUAUUGAACCUGUUGAUGUAUACGAGGAAGUGGUUAAACAAUACAUGAUUUUCGAAGAACAAAUUAUUCGCCUGAAGAAAACUUACAGUCAUCAGAAAUUAGAUCACAGCCAUUCAAACAUGAAAGUAUUACAAGAAAAUAUCCAAGUAGCUACUAAAAAGUUAGAAGAUUUAAAGAGACAAACACUACGAGAAAUUACGAAAUAUAAUAAAAAUAUGGGGAAAAGAUCUUACUGA
Messenger RNA from Trichoplax adhaerens, 732 nucleotides. RefSeq lists its product as uncharacterized. NCBI's taxonomy places the organism in Eukaryota, Metazoa, Placozoa, Uniplacotomia, Trichoplacea, Trichoplacidae. The transcript has 2 exons. The coding region runs from base 1 to 732 and encodes 243 amino acids. The record is from RefSeq and is a predicted model, not a curated record.